AUGGGUAAGAAAAGGAAACUGACAUCAAAAGAUGAUGAACACGAGUAUGAUCCUGUACCAAAACAUUUAGUUACUUCACAUAUCAAAAAGCAAGAAAAGCGACUCAUAGUUAUUCUAGAAAAUGCGCAAUUAGAAACUGUCAAGAAAGGAAAUAGUUUUGAACUAUUAAACUGUGAUGAUCAUGCUUUGAUUCUACGAAAAAAUGAUAGAGACCCCGGUACUUGUCGGCCAGACAUCACACAUCAAUCUUUACUUAUGUUGAUGGACUCUCCUCUGAACCGAGCAGGACUUUUGCAAGUAUACAUUCAUACGGAAAAAAAUGUCCUCAUAGAAAUUAAUCCUCAAACAAGAAUACCAAGAACAUAUAAAAGAUUUGCUGGAUUAAUGGUUCAGCUUCUUCACAAGUUCGCAAUAAGAGCAUCAGAUGGCCCAAUGAAACUGUUAAAAGUAAUAAAAAACCCAGUCACUUCACACUUACCAGUUGGUGCAAGAAAAGUGACAAUGUCAUUUAGUUCUAAAGUUGUGAAGAACUGUAGAGAGUUAGUGCCAAAAGAUGAACCAAUUGUUAUAAUCAUUGGUGCUAUGGCACAUGGCAAAGUGGAAGUAGAUUAUUCAGAAGAUGUAAUAUCAAUUAGUAACUAUCCAUUGUCAGCUGCACUAACUUGUGCUAAAUUAUGUACUGCUUUUGAAGAAGUUUGGGAGAUUUUGUAA
Arctia plantaginis is the source of this 711-nucleotide messenger RNA. The record is from the annotation of a GenBank genome assembly. NCBI's taxonomy places the organism in Eukaryota, Metazoa, Arthropoda, Insecta, Lepidoptera, Erebidae.